AUAUAAAUAGUGCUGAUUAAAUGAAAUCUAGUCACUUUCAAAUCGACUUCUCUGAGAAGAGCACCUGAUUAUUAUUUUCAAAACAAUAUAAGAAUAAUCCAAAAUGGAGAACAUUAACUGUUACACACAAUUUAAUUUGCCAAUUGAAGCGGAAGCCUAUUCUCCAUACCAUCGACAGCAGCAGCACUUUCUUAUGGAGCAAAUGAUGUGCCUUCAAGUACCAUACGAAGCGUAUCAAAAUUUCCAAGGGAACCAGCAAGGCUAUAAUGAUGGGACUCAUAAUACUAACUUAGAGCAAGCCCGUUUGUACUUCCACGAACAAAAAGAAGUUGAUGAUUCCAAAUUUGAAAAAAUACAGAGACUAUCAUCUUCAGUCGUGGAUCCUGACAAAGAAGCAACCGACGAUCACAAGUAUGAAGCGUUCAGAAAACAUUUAAAUGAGAACUUGAGGUAUUUUAAUUUAAAUGGGCUGCAAGCUAAGGGUUUCUUUUUGAGUGGUAAUGUCUCCAAAAAAACUAAACGUUUUCAAGAGUCUCGCUCAACUUAG
This is a messenger RNA of Ceutorhynchus assimilis (cabbage seed weevil), 547 nucleotides long. The record is from the annotation of a GenBank genome assembly. NCBI's taxonomy places the organism in Eukaryota, Metazoa, Arthropoda, Insecta, Coleoptera, Curculionidae.